UGAGGUUAUGUGUUGUACAAGAUUUCUUCACUAUUUAUGUUGUGAUGAACAAAUAUUAUUAUUGUUAUUAAAUGGUUAAUAAUUAUCAGUUUUUGAAGGAAAAGAAGCCUUAUGAAGUCUCAAUGGUGUUACCUCCUACGAGGAAUUGGUUAGACAAAAAAGUCUUAACCGAAAUUAAAUAAUUUUCCAAUUUAGCAGGUGACAACUGAUCAGUAUUUACAACAAAUUGUUUUUUAUUUUUUUUUAUAUAUAUUAUUAAAAAUUGUGAUCACUAUGAUGAUUGAUAUUCCAAAAGAAUUUAAGAAAUACUCCAAACAUUGUAAAAGCUUAAAACGUAUUAUUCAAGAUACUCAAAAUUACUUCGAAGAGAUUCAUAAUUCUCUACAAGUACAUGACGAAGUGAAAGAGGAAUUGUUGAGAAUAGAUAUUGAGAGAAUCAAACCAAAAUUAGAAUGCACCCCAACCCUUUUUGUAUUUGGCCAAAAUUGUCAUUCAAAAGCACUGUUUGCAAAUGUUCUUUUGGGACAAGCUAUUCUACCUUUAUUCAGUUCGAAAUGGAGAUGUGUUACAUUUAUUUAUGGUCUAUCGAAGUCGAUUCGUCUGACCUUGAAUCAAGACAUAGAAAUAGUGGAGAAGCUGCAGGCCCACGAAAAAUCAUGGAUAACGAUACCUGAAGCUGACUUGCAAAGGAGCGACAACGAAUCACUCUUGGAUCAUUGUCCCUCCUUGGAAGUUGAACUGUCGCACUCGAUUCUCAAAGAAAACGUCAACAUUAUGGUACCGCCUGACUGUUCAAUUGAACAAUUAUCUGAAAUUUUGUAUAAAUAUAUGGAUAACGUUUUGCCGAUCGUUGUUUACGCUAUUUCCGAAGGCAUCUUGAGUGAUUCGAACAUUCAAGAGAUCAAAAAGUUAAAAGAUAUUUACAAAGUCCCGUUUUUGUUUGUAAGUCUAAUGACCAAUGAAAGAGUCAGCACGGAAUCACUAACAGAAUCUGAACAACAUUUAUUAGAAUCAGAGAGUCGACAAAAAAUUUCGAAUCUACAAAAUUUACGUGAUCAACUAUUAAGACUGGGAUUUAUAGACGACACGGAAAACUCAAAGACUGACAUAAUGAAAGCGAAAAAGAAUUCUUUGUGCUUGGAAUGUUCAUUAGAUACGUUAAUAAGUGAUAAAAAAAUUAAUGAAGAUUUCCUAAGCCAUAUACAAAAUGUUCUGAAAUACACCGUUUUAAAACUUGCUGCCAAAUUGAGUGAGGUACACAACAAAUCCCUUCGACAGUUUAUACUUCGGGCAUUUGAUAUGGCCCGUGAAAUUCAAAUAACCCCCAAACGUAUUGAAUAUGCUCAAAAAAUUGAGUUACAAUUAUACGAUACUCUUAUGAACAUAGCUUGUGAACAGCAAGAAGAAAUCACGGCUAUCAUUCAGCGAACGCUCUUAGAUAUGAAAUCCAACGUUGCCGAAGUAUUAGAAGGAUAUAACCAUCCAAACAACGGUCCUCAAAGAACAUCAAAAACGGCGACAAUAGAAAUCCAACAAUUGGUCUUAAAAAGACUGAAUACCUCUGUGGCGACUCAGAUAGUCCAAUCUGUGGGUUGUCUACAUGAAAGUUUCACAGGAACUUUGCAAAGAUGCUUGGAGAGUCUCGAGAAAAAUUGCAGUGAGUCUGAAGGGAACCUCUCAGCGUCUGAUGCGGUCAGGCAAAUAGUUAGCGCUGCUUAUAAUAUAGAUUUGAAUUCUUCGUCAUCUUUUUCCAUUAUGCAUACGUUAAUGGAUCGAUUUAGAACCAUACUGUCAUCUUUUGUAUUGCCUUGGUCUUCAUCUGGUCACGUCCAGUGCAAUUUUCAGUGGCAGCUGCAGGUUGCUACCAAUAUGAUUGAUAAACUGAGUGCUUCAAAACUAGCUAAGACCAUAUCUAUACAGUUUAAAGAACACAUUAAAGCCUCCCACGAGGCAUUCGUAUCCGCUAUUCGAUCUUUGGAUCACCAGUUGUCCGACCAAUUAGAACAAACUGAGGAACAAAGGAUAGCGAUACGAAAAAAGCAUGCUCCAAGAUUCGCCAGGUUGGCCCUAGAAAGUACGUCUCUUUGCGAUUUGAUACGCUAUGGUAUGCCUAAACAAAUUAAAGAAAUAGGCAGAGGGCAAUAUGGAGUGGUGUCUUCUUGCGAACCUUGGGCUGGAAUUAAUCCCUGUGCCUUUAAAUCUGUAGUACCUCCGGAUGACAGACAUUGGAAUGAUUUAGCUAUGGAAUUCUUCUAUACUAGGACUAUUCCAGGACAUCCUAGAAUAGUAAAACUUAGAGGAUCCGUAAUAGAUUACACGUAUGGUGGUGGUAGUUCUCCAGCUGUGCUACUAGUAAUGGAAAGAAUGACUAGGGAUCUGUAUUGUGGCCUUCGUAGCGGACUGUCUUGGGUUGUGCGAUUAAAAAUAGCUAUAGAUGUUAUUGAAGGAAUUCGAUAUCUUCAUUCGCAGGGAUUAGUUCACAGAGACAUUAAACUAAAAAAUGUUCUUUUGGAUGCCAAGGAUAGGGCGAAACUAACGGACUUCGGGUUCUGUAUACCGGAAGCCAUGAUGUCUGGCAGUAUAGUUGGCACCCCUGUUCACAUGGCGCCCGAAUUAUUGAGCGGAAGGUACGAUUCUAAAGUUGAUGUGUACGCUUUUGGGAUUCUAUUUUGGUAUAUUUGCGCCGGCCAAGUUAGGCUGCCCACUCAUUUCGACCAGUUUCAGAAUAAAGAACAGUUAUGGAACAGCGUAAGAAGAGGAAUUCGACCAGAAUGUUUGCCAAACUUUGAAGAGGAGUGUUGGAAUCUGAUGGAGCAAUGUUGGGCGGCAGACCCUGCGGACAGGCCUUUGCUGGGUUACGUUCAACCGCAGUUGGAGGCCAUCUACACCAGUGUUAAGAAUAAAUGUAGUAAUUCUAAAGCGUCUAAUUCUAUCGAUAAUCCUUCCUAAUUGAUGUAGAUAUAUUGUGAUUGGAUUUAAGUUUGUGAAUUUAAUAUUUAUUUUUAUAACACCUAUUGAACGUGUUUUCAUUUUUUUUUAAAUAUUUUUAAACGAAGAUAUGUUGUUCUCGAUUAUGUUUUUAAAGGUUUGUGAUAAGUUGAAUAUUUUCUACUUAUUAACUUUUAUCAGCUGUAACUGACGGCGGAUAUAGAUACAGAUAGCUUCCAACAAGUUUAACUAUUACUUGUCUGCUAGUUUAUAAGUUACAAGGUAUUGAGAAAUGAUCAAGUGUCCUCGUAACAAAUUUUAAAUCGAAUAAAAUUAUAUAUACAUG
This is a messenger RNA of Psylliodes chrysocephalus, 3274 nucleotides long. Lineage: Eukaryota; Metazoa; Arthropoda; Insecta; Coleoptera; Chrysomelidae. The record is from the annotation of a GenBank genome assembly.